AUUCAUUUACUGUACCUUCAUGUAAGCAAGAGAAACUGUCACAACUGAUCUGCUGUGGUUCAAUAAACAACGUGCUUGUGGGCAUGUGUUAAUAAGCUAAACUUGGAUGUCCUGGCUGGCUAUAAAAAGAUUUAAGUGAAAAUUGACCUUCAGCACAAGUUGGAACUCCUGUUAUAUGUUUGCUGUCUGCUGCAAAAGAGAAGCUAGCCAACGUUUAAACAUAUGAUUCUUUUUCUCUCACUGAAGAUGGCCAGAGAAGCUAUAUCACUGUGUGCUCUGAACAAGACAUUAAACAGAGUGGAGAACAAACUGCAGACUUUAGAGGGUCAGUUUACAGUGCUAGACUCUAGCAUUCAGAAAUUAACAGAGAAGUUUGAGUUUCAGACUACAGUAAUGGAGCAUCAGUUCGACCAGGAUGAAAUGUGGUCAUCACUGCUAGAAGACAGAUUCUCUUCUGUGGAGGUAAAUCUUUUCUACAGCUACAUUUGUGAAACUAUUAGCUGCUUACAUUCUGAAGUUGUAGAAAUGCUACCAGAUCUGGCAAAAGCCCUGCCUACUCUGUCAUCUGUUCUGAGGCGAAAAGGCAGAAACCAAAGAAUUAGGCUGGCCUGGGAGUCUGUACUGGAGAAACUCGGGCUGCAAGAAGGAGAUGUUAAAGCCCUCUGUGCAUUUUUCAUUACAAAUUGCCACGAUGCCUGCUAUUAUACUGCUGAUCAAAGGCAAGAUUAUGCCAAUGACAUCAGCUCUAUUAUAAACAACGUGGUGAAGAACCAGCUGCUUCAGCGCAGUCUGCUGUCUGCUAUUCGAGUAGUGGAAUACAGAAAAAACUGAACAUGCUUGCAAAGAACAAGAGACACACCCUAAAGGAUAAUAACCGAGAAACAAAUUAUCUCCAAAACUGCUUAUAACUGGAAAGUAGAUUUAUGCAAGACUUCCUCUCAGUAUUCACCCCAUCUUUAACUGAGAAAAGUAGCACUGUACUGGCCCAAUUCACAGAGAAGUUGUACGGAUUAUGAAGAUUGCAAAUGUGAAGCAUGACUAAAGCUAUGCAUUAUUAUUAUUACUACUAUGAACAACUCCCAUUUUGCUCCUAUCUUUGGAAAUCUAUCAUCCAGAUCCUACAGUA
Messenger RNA from Lacerta agilis (Sand lizard), 1126 nucleotides. RefSeq names its product single-pass membrane protein with coiled-coil domains 1 (gene SMCO1). Lineage: Eukaryota; Metazoa; Chordata; Lepidosauria; Squamata; Lacertidae. The record is from RefSeq and is a predicted model, not a curated record. The transcript is spliced from 3 exons. The coding region runs from base 223 to 831 and encodes 202 amino acids.